ACCAUAACGAGAGGAGGGGAAAACGCAUGCAUUUCAGGACUUCGCUUUCGGGUUCCCUUGCCUUGUGUUGUGUUAUGCCCCUAUUAUGGCACGAACAGAUACUUUUUAUUAGCCGAAGCUAAAUAUAGUGGAACUUCGGCUGAUCCCGAGCUCGGAGGACAGCCGGCGUGAUCCGUUUCCCCCCGCGGAUCGAGGUGGUGCGCUCUGGACGGGGCUGUGCAUUCUAGCGGCGCCUGGGCGGACGAGCCAGCAAACAACCCCGCUGCGACCCAGAGAUGCUGCUCCCGGCGUCCGCGCUGCGCCGCGCCCUCCUGUCCCGCCCCUGGACCGGGACCGGGCUGCAGUGGAAGCACACCUCCUCCCUGAAGGUGGCCAACGAGCCCGUCUUAGCCUUCACGCAGGGCAGCCCUGAGCGAGAGGCCCUGCAAAAGGCCUUGAAGGACCUGAAGGGCCGGACGGAAGCCAUCCCAUGCGUGGUGGGGGAUGAGGAGGUGUGGACAUCGGACGUGCAGUACCAGGUGUCGCCUUUUAACCAUGGACACAAGGUGGCCAAGUUCUGUUACGCAGACAAGAGCCUGCUCAACAAAGCCAUCGAGGCUGCCCUGGCUGCCCGGAAGGAGUGGGACCUGAAGCCUAUUGCAGACCGAGCCCAGAUCUUCCUGAAGGCGGCAGACAUGCUGAGUGGGCCUCACAGGGCUGAGAUCCUCGCCAAGACCAUGGUGGGACAGGGUAAGACCGUGAUCCAAGCGGAGAUUGACGCUGCAGCGGAACUCAUCGACUUCUUCCGGUUCAACGCCAAGUAUGCGGUGGAACUGGAGGGGCAGCAGCCCAUCAGCGUGCCCCCGAGCACCAACAGCACGGUGUACCGGGGUCUGGAGGGCUUCGUGGCGGCCAUCUCGCCCUUUAACUUCACUGCAAUAGGCGGCAACCUGGCAGGGGCACCGGCCCUGAUGGGCAACGUGGUCCUGUGGAAGCCCAGUGACACCGCCAUGCUGGCCAGCUAUGCCGUCUACCGCGUCCUCCGGGAGGCCGGCCUGCCCCCCAACAUCAUCCAGUUUGUGCCAGCGGAUGGGCCUCUAUUUGGGGACACUGUCACCAGCUCAGAGCACCUCUGUGGCAUCAACUUCACAGGCAGUGUGCCCACCUUCAAACACCUGUGGAAGCAGGUAGCCCAGAACCUGGACCGGUUCCGCACCUUCCCACGCCUGGCUGGAGAGUGCGGCGGAAAGAACUUCCACUUUGUGCACUGCUCGGCCGACGUGGACAGUGUGGUGAGCGGGACCCUGCGCUCAGCCUUCGAGUACGGCGGUCAGAAGUGUUCCGCUUGCUCGCGUCUCUACGUGCCACACUCGCUGUGGCCGCAGAUCAAAGGGCGGCUGCUGGAGGAGCACGGUCGGAUCAAAGUGGGCGACCCUGCAGAGGAUUUUGGGACCUUCUUCUCUGCAGUGAUUGAUGCCAAGUCCUUUGCCCGUAUCAAGAAGUGGCUGGAGCACGCGCGCUCCUCGCCCAGCCUCACCAUCCUGGCCGGGGGCAAGUGUGAUGACUCCGUGGGCUACUUUGUGGAACCCUGCAUCGUGGAAAGCAAGGACCCUCAGGAGCCCAUCAUGAAGGAGGAGAUCUUCGGGCCUGUACUGACUGUGUACGUCUACCCGGAUGACAAGUACAAGGAGACACUGCAGCUGGUUGACAGCACCACCAGUUAUGGCCUCACGGGGGCAGUGUUCUCCCAGGAUAAGGACGUCGUGCAGGAGGCCACAAAGGUGCUAAGGAAUGCUGCCGGCAACUUCUACAUCAACGACAAGUCCACCGGCUCGGUGGUGGGCCAGCAGCCCUUCGGGGGGGCCCGAGCCUCUGGAACCAAUGACAAGCCAGGGGGCCCACACUACAUCCUCCGCUGGACGUCGCCCCAGGUCAUCAAGGAGACACAUAAGCCCCUGGGGGACUGGAGCUACGCGUACAUGCAGUGAGCCCUGCUCGGACUCCACCGUCCUGCUGUCUGUCUGUCCAGGCAGCCGACCUCACUGCACAGACCCCGCUCCAGCCCCUCCACCCCUUCUUCAUGCACAGCUGCCUUUCUAGAAUCCAGGCUUGACCUCCUUCCUACCACCGUAUUCUGGCCUCUCCCACGCCUCAGGCUCUGGUUUGAGACCGUGCUGGGGAGGAACAGGGCCACUACCCCUUAUCCCACUGGCCAUGUGGGAGGUAUGGUGGUGGUGCCUGGCAGGUUCUCUCUGUCCCCUCCACUGGGCCCAGUGGCUCAGGGACCCGGGGGAAGGAGAUGGAGCGGCUCUCGGGAUUCUUUGGGGAAAUGGAGACCAUGCUGGGCCCCUUGGCAAACCUCACCACUCACAGAGGCUCCUGGCCUUGAUCCCUGCCCCUCCAGGUGUCCAGAGUAAAGUGUAACUCAGGUUGACCUGUGGGGCACAGGGGGCACCAGCUGGCCUUACCCUCUCUGGUCUGGGCUGUCUACCUUCCUCACUGUAUCUUUGCCCAGACCCACCUGGGCCAGUAGGCCCCUGUACCCAGCCAUACACCUUAGAUGCCGGCAUGCCUUUCUCCAGCUGCCUGUGUUUGGCCGAGGCCCAUGUGAUUCCUGGUCUGCGCCACAUGGCGGGGCUGGGGGGCCGCUGGAGGCCACCUGCCAAGGCAUGGGAUGGGCCAUGAUUCUGGAAAACCCUGGAUGGGCCUUCGUCCUAUGUCAGCCUUCCCUCGGAUCCUCAGGCCCUACCUCCAGAGACCUCCACUCCUAGAGCCAGUCUCAGGGUCUGGGAUUUCCCUGCAGGAGCUCAGCCACCACCAUGCCAUGGUGACACAGGCCGAGGCAGACAUUGCCCCUCCCUUCUCCCAGUCCCCAGAGGCCUGGCCUUGGGUUCCUCAGCCUGGGCUGAGGACGUUGCCUGUAGAAUCCUCCUCCUCUGCGUGGGAGUGGCUCUGUGUGGACCAGUCCCUCACUGGCCCAUUCUUUUUUUGACACAGCCAAUAUGUGACCACGAUUCCUUCUACAGAUGCCUGCUGCUUGGAUUCUGAGUGGUCAGGGAUCCAUAAAGCAUGACUUUCAAGGACGGUUUUUAGGGCACUGUGAAAGUGUUGGGACUUCCUCCAGGAUGCCUGCAUGGGACCCCCCCUGGAGCUGGUGUGGCCGUUCCCCAAGUGCCACCGGCUCAUGGAUGGGGGUGGGUACCGGUGCCACCUGGGCUGGUUGUGGGUUCUGUGUCCUUCCAGGAUCUGUGUCAUUUCCCAUGAGGGGCCAGGGCAGGUGGCUGGGGGGACACAGGCUGGAGUGUUCUCCAUUCUACUGGUUCUACACUGUGAGGUGGCAAUGGGAUUUGCUCUGAUGCCACCCAAUAAAAUACCUGUUACUUAAUCAAA
Messenger RNA from Macaca mulatta (Rhesus monkey), 3369 nucleotides. It is a transcript of the gene ALDH4A1, whose product is annotated as aldehyde dehydrogenase 4 family member A1. Gene Ontology annotation, molecular function: L-glutamate gamma-semialdehyde dehydrogenase (NAD+) activity. NCBI's taxonomy places the organism in Eukaryota, Metazoa, Chordata, Mammalia, Primates, Cercopithecidae. The record is from RefSeq and is a predicted model, not a curated record.